Molecule: messenger RNA, 13061 nt
Organism: Monodelphis domestica (gray short-tailed opossum)
Lineage: Eukaryota; Metazoa; Chordata; Mammalia; Didelphimorphia; Didelphidae
Gene: USF3
Product: upstream transcription factor family member 3
Biological process (GO): positive regulation of transcription by RNA polymerase II; negative regulation of epithelial to mesenchymal transition
Molecular function (GO): DNA-binding transcription activator activity, RNA polymerase II-specific; protein dimerization activity; RNA polymerase II transcription regulatory region sequence-specific DNA binding
Source: RefSeq, a predicted model, not a curated record
GGGGGAAGGGGGAGGGGGGGCUGGGAGAGUUGAGGCCGCGCUGCCGGCGGGGUCUCCGGCCUUGGGGCCUCUUAGCGGCCGCAAGAAGAGGCGGCUGGGGGCGGGGGGAGAGGGGCCGGGGCCCGCGCUCCCCCAGCCCCGGAGGAGGCCGAGGCGAAGGGAAGGACAAACGGACGGACCCAUUCCAGCGGCCGGACAUCACCCCCCACACACACACACACCCCCUCACCCCGUCCUCCGCCGGGGAUCAUGGCCGGGGCCGGGGCAGCUGCCGCUGCGGCCAGGAGCGCCCUGCCGGCCGUAAGAAGAAAUUAUAAUAUAUAGACAAUCUCCUGGCAGAAGAUGAUACAUAUGGAUCAGAAACAGAAGUAAGAAGGUGGAAACCAGGAAUCCAAAGUGAAGAAAUACUGUGAGCCUUUUUGGAUGAGAAAGGUCCUCCUCUCUAUAACCAUGCCAGAGAUGACUGAAAAUGAAACUCCUACAAAGAAGCAGCACCGAAAGAAAAAUCGGGAGACACACAAUGCAGUGGAGAGGCAUCGAAAGAAGAAAAUUAAUGCUGGGAUCAAUCGAAUUGGAGAACUUGUCCCUUGUUCACCUGCACUAAAGCAGAGCAAGAAUAUGAUUCUGGAUCAAGCCUUUAAGUACAUAACAGAAUUAAAAAGGCAAAAUGAUGAGCUCUUACUCAAUGGAGGAAACCACGAACAAGCUGAAGAAAUUAAAAAACUGCGGAAACAGCUGGAAGAAAUCCAAAGGGAAAAUGGCCGUUAUAUUGAAUUACUGAAAGCAAAUGACAUUUGCCUAUACGAUGAUCCUACAAUCCACUGGAAAGGAAAUCUCAAAAAUGCAAAAGUUUCUGUUGUUAUUCCUAGUGACCAGAUUCAAAAGAACAUCAUCGUCUAUUCAAAUGGAAGUCAACCUGGUGGAAAUAGCCAAGGGACAGCUGUUCAGGGAAUAACAUUUAAUGUAGGUCAUAAUUUACAAAAGCAGACUGCUAAUGUUGUACCAGUAAAAAGGACUUGCAAUCUGAUGACUCCUGUGUCUAAUGCUGGAGUUUAUCCCCCUGAAAAUAAGCCAUGGCAUCAGACCACAGUUUCCUCCUUGGCUGCUAGCCAGUCUGUUCCUCUUUGUCUUCCUGCUGCCAUUCCUGCUCAGAACAUUCUUGAACUUUCCACCUCAGAAAGUGAGUCAAGUGUGCUUAAUUCCAACAGCUCACAGAUUAUCCUUCCAUCUGGAUCUGAAUCCCACCAACCAAAUUCCUCAAAUAUACCACCAAGUGGUCAGAAUGCUUCUGAAAGCAAAAAUGGACAAGAGAGCCCCAAGUUACCGAAGACUGUGUCUUGUGCUACCAGCAUCCCCCCUAGCACUUCUGGCCUUUCCUUUCAAGUACAACAUGGAAACAAAUCUUGUCCAGGCUUGCAGCACUUUAGAAGUGAUUGCCAGGACAACUUUGUGGCACUAGGUGCUGAUAUGGCUUGCUCCCAGACUCUGAGACCUUCAGUCCCUAGGAAUUCCUCUCCGUUGAGCAUUAAUAAGAACACAGACUUAAUGAGUAGAGCUGGUGUAGAGACACCCUCUGUAGCUCUCGCAGUCAAGCCUGCAACUUCUGUAAGCAUGGUCUCGGCAAGUCAUUUAGACAGUGGUUGGUCUCUUUCUUGCUCUUUGCCUUCUUCAAGUGUUAGUGCUUCUGAUUUGAAAAAUAUAAACAGCCUUACCCGCAUCCCCUCAUCUGGAAACACACAGACCACAUGGACUACGUUGCAACUGGCAGGAAACACUGUUCAGCCAUUAAGCCAGACACCAUCCACUAUCGUGACCCCAAUAUUAAAUGAGCCGGGCACUGGUACCUCAGCUACCAACCACAGUAGACACAUGGCUUCAAACAUCAGUUUGAAUGGCUCAUUUCCUACAGAUGGGCAGCAGAUUGAGCAAGUAGUCGUGACCUUGCCUUCUUGUCCAUCUUUACCUAUGCAGCCACUAAUUGCUCAACCAACAGUUAAAACUCAGCCUCCCCCAAAUAUCCUUCCAUUUAAUUCAACAAUGCAAGUAAUUCAGAUGGCUCAGCCAGUUGGGUCAGCUGUUAAUGCAGGCCCAGCUAAUCCAAAUGUUAUCAUUCUUCAGCCACCUACUACCACACCAUGCCCAGGAGUCAUGAGAGAAGUUCCCAAUCAAACAGUGGGUCAACAGAUAGUGAUUAUACAGGCAGCUAAUCAGAAUCCUUUGCCACUCCUCUCUGCUCCACCUCCAAGUUCUGUUCGUGUCUCUGUUAAUGGAGCCAGUCCUGUAGUAGUGUCUAAUAAUUCCAUGCAAAAUGUUUUGACUCCACAAACAUUUGGAGGAAAGCACCUCGUCCAUAUAUUACCGAGGCCUUCAUCAUCAUCAUCAUCAAAUUCUACACAGACUUUUUCUGUUACCAUGUCAAACCAACAGCAGCCUCAAACUAUUUCUUUAAAUGGACAGUUAUUUGCUUUGCAGCCUGUAAUGUCCUCAACGGGAGCUACAAAUCAAACCCCUAUGCAAAUUAUUCAACCUACCACCAGCGAAGAUCCAAAUACCAAUGUUGCCCUGAAUACAUUUGGUGCUUUGGCCAGCCUCAAUCAAAGCAUCUCACAAAUGGCUGGGCAAAGCUGUGUACAAUUGGCUAUCAGCCAGCCUGCCAAUCCUCCACCUGCUACUACUAGUCGCAUCACUCCAGUUAACUGUGUUUCAUUACCAACUACUGCAGCAUCUCCCAUAACUACUGAAAACACAACAGUACUACCCAGCACUGCUAAUCAAAUGAACACUUCUCCAGUGAAAGCUCUCACUAGUUUGCCUUCUAAUGUGAAAUCAAAAAGAGUGAAUAAGAAACCAGGACCUAAAAAACAUGUAACUAACAAGUCAGCAUGCCUGGCAAAUCCUAUUAGGGAUUCGGGGAAAUUAGAUUGUGCCAACACAGAGGGAUCCAGUGAGCAGUCAUGUGCCGAUGGGCUGCUUGAAAGCCUACCUGUGGUAUUAACUCCUACUGUUGAAUCUCAAGCAAACAGUGUGAGUGUUUCUGAUUCUCAUGCCUUUGAGGGUGUAAAUUCGGAACCUAUAGUCUCAGAGUCUAAUUCAUUAGAAGUAUCCCAUUCACCCUCCCAAGAACCCGUGACGGUUGAACAUUUUGUAUUGGCCUCAACUAAGGAUUCUGUGUCUGCCUUGCAAUCAGGGAGAUCUCAAAGUAAACCAACAGCUAGUGCAGAAUUGUCAGAUUCUUCCAAGUCCUGCAUUUCGCCUGGUAUCUUGGUUCCCUCUCCAAAUGAUCCACAUAUUUUGGUUUCUCAGGUUCCUGCAUCCUCAUCAACCCAAAGCAUUACAAGUACCAACAGUGCUUCCGAAGUGGAAAUUGCUGCUGAGCCAUGCAGACAAGAUUCAGCAGUUGCAAUGCAAGCCACAGGCUUAUUAAAGGGACAUGGUUUAACUGCAUUGCUCUCUGACCUUACUAAAGAAAAAGAUGGUCAGAAAACCCCUCUCUCAUCCCAGGUGGACCAUCCUAACUUCUCUUCAGAAAACUCUAAAAUCAUUGGAUCAGGUAUUGAUUUGCCUCAGAAACAGGAGCUAUUGCUGAUGAACAGUGACAGUGGGAAUUUACCACAGCAUCAUUCCUGUAUUCCCGAUCAAGAGGCCAUUAGUAGCUCUUUGCUUGCCAGCAGGCAGGCCGACUCCCCCAUGUCACCUAGCUCUGGUAGUAGUCGAGGUUUCUCAGUUGCAUCCAUGCUUCCUGAUGCCACUAGAGAAGAUGUUACCAACAGUACUUCAGCUAAUACAUGUGACAGCUGUACUUUUGCAGAACAAACCGACAUAGUAGCACUUGCAGCAAGAGCUAUUUUUGAUCAAGAGAACCUUGAGAAGGGAAGAGUUGGUGCCCAGGCUGAUAUCCAGGAAACUCCUCCAAAGCCAUCUGAAGCUUCAUCUUUAGAGGGAGACCAGUCUUUCAAAACACAGACAGCAAAAGAGAGUACCACAGGAAAGGUAGAAGUGACAGCAAAUGAAUUUAAUUCCCAGGAUCCAGUUCAAGCAAAUGUAGAUAGGUCUCUUGAAAAACCAAGUUGUUCAGUAUCAACUGAAACAUCAAAUGCCUCUAUACAGGUUUCAACUUCUCAGUCCCCAAGCAUUUCCAGUUUAAGUGUUAAUAAUCUUAUCCAUCAGAGUAGCAUCAGCCAUCCUCUAGUAAGCUGCUCAGAGCAAUCGACUAUUCCUGCAACAGUGAAUCUAUCAGUUUCGUCUAGUUCCUAUGCCAACCAGCCUUCUGAAUCAUCCCUGAUGACUGAAUAUUCCCAAGACCAGCUAAGUACCAUGACUAAUAAUGUACCAAAUUCACAAAUUCAGGAAUCACACUUAAAGUCAAGUCAUGACAGCCGUAAGGACCCUGCCAAGCGUCCUGUUCAAGAUGAUCUUUUACUUUCUACAGCCAAAAGGCAAAAACAUUGUCAGCCAGCACCCCUCAGACUUGAAGGUAUGACCCUGAUGAGCCGGACACCUGACAGCAUUGCUGAGCAAACUCAGAUGAUGGUUGGUCAAAUCCCUUCUAACUCUUCAAACUCAGUGGUGCCUGUUAGCAACCCAGGGCAUGUGGAUGACCUUUCUCGGUUAUUUCCAUCCAGCAACAACUUUGUCACACCUGCUUUGCGACAACCUGAAGUUCAGUGCAAUUCACAGCCUUCAAUGGCUGAGCAGCAGCAAAGCCAGGCAGGAAGUCAGCAUCUGCAACCCUUGCAGCAGCAUGUACCUCCUGCUCAAGGCAUCUCUCACCUUCACAACAACCAUCCGUAUUUAAAGCAACAGCAGCAACAGCAACAAGCAGGACAGUUAAGAGACAGACAUCACUUAUAUCAACUGCAGCAUCAUGUGCCUCAUGCAGACAGUUCCAUUCAUUCACAGCCCCACAAUGUACAUCAGCAAAGGACUAUACAGCAGGAAGUUCAGAUGCAAAAGAAAAGAAGUCUUGUCCAGGGAACUCAAGCCCCUCAGCUUUCAAUACAGCAGAAGCAUCAUGCGAGUGAUCAGCCACGACCCAAAGGUGGUCAGCCUCAUCCCCACCAUCAACAGAUCCAACAACAGAUGCAACAGCAUUUUGGAGGUUCCCAAUCAGAAAAAAGUUGUGAGAAUCCUUCAACAAGCCGGACCCACCAUAACCACCCCCCCAACCAUCUAAAUCAAGAUAUUAUGCAUCAGCAACAGGAUGUUGGAACUAGACAACAGGGUUCAGGAGUUUCUUCUGAGCAUGUGAGUGCACACAACCCAAUGCAACGACUUAUGCCACCUAGAGGGUUGGAGCAACAAAUGGUAUCCCAGCCAAGUAUUGUAACAAGGUCUUCAGAUAUGACCUGCGCGCCACAUAGGCCAGAAAGAAAUCGAGUUUCAAGUUAUUCUGCAGAAGCACUCAUUGGAAAAACAUCAUCUAAUUCAGAGCAAAGAAUGGGCAUAUCAGUUCAGGGUCCUAGGGUUUCAGAUCAGCUUGAAAUGAGAAGUUAUCUUGAUGUUCCAAGAAAUAAAGGUCUAGCCAUUCAUAAUAUGCAGAGUCGUGUAGAUCACACUGUUGCCUCGGAUGUUCGUCUUUCUGACUGUCAGACAUUUAAGCCAAGUGGGGCUAGCCAACAGCCCCAGACUAAUUUUGAAGUACAAUCCUCAAGAAACAAUGAAAUAGGUAAUCCUGUGCCAUCUCUGAGGGGCAUGCAAUCCCAGGCCUUUAGAAUUAGUCAAAAUACAGGGCCACCUAUUGAUCGACAAAAGAGAUUACCUUAUCCACCAGUUCAGAGCCUGCCAGCUGGAAAUGCAAUUCCUCCUAGGGACAAUGAAAAUGCAUGUCACCAGAGUUUUAUGCAGAGUUUGCUUGCACCUCAUCUAGGUGAUCAGGUCAUUGGGAACCAACGAUCAAUCUCAGAACAUCAGAGGAAUUCACAGUGUGGCCCAUCUUCUACAAUUGAAUAUAACUGUCCUCCAGGCCAUGAGAGCAUCCAUAUUCGAAGAGAGAGCGAGAGUCAGAAUAGAGAAAGCUGUGACAUGUCUUUGGGUGCUAUUAACACCAGGAACAGUACUUUGAAUAUCCCUUUUUCAAGCUCUUCUUCCUCAGGGGAUAUUCAGGGUCGAAACACAAGCCCCAAUGUAUCUGUACAAAAGUCUAAUCCCAUGAGAAUGACUGAAAGUCAUGGAACCAAGGGCCACAUGAAUCCCCCAGUUACUACUAACAUUCAUGGGGUAGCACGGCCAACUCUGCCUCAUCCGGCUGUAUCUCAUGGGAGUGGUGAUCAAGGGCCUCCUUCAGUUCGUCAGCCAAAUUCUUCAGUAACCCAGCGAUCAAGGCAUCCCCUACAGGAUGGCAGUGGUGGUUCCAAAAUCCGUCAGCCUGAAAGGAAUCGUUCUGGAAACCAAAGACAUAAUAACGUCUUUGAUCCUAGUCUUCCCCACCUCCCUCUGUCUACCAGUGGCAGUAUGAUUAUUGGACGUCAGCAAUCCUCUACAGAGAAGAGAGGAAGUAUUGUUCGUUUUAUGCCUGAUGGCCCACAAGUACCUAAUGAUAGUUCAGCCCCAGACCAACACACUUUGUCUCAAAAUUUUGGAUUCCCAUUUAUUCCAGAGGGUGGUAUGAAUCCACCCAUCAAUGCCAAUACUUCUUUCAUUCCACAAGUUACACAGCCCAGUGCCACUAGAACCCCAGCGCUCAUUCCAGUAGAUCCCCAGAAUACAUUGCCUUCCUUCUAUCCUCCUUAUUCCCCUGCUCACCCCACACUGUCCAAUGAUAUUUCAAUCCCUUAUUUUUCUAAUCAGAUGUUCCCAAAUCCUAGCACAGAGAAGGUAAACAGUGGAGGUUUAAAUAACCGAUUUGGAACAAUAUUAUCUCCUCCCAGGCCCGUUGGAUUUGCUCAACCAAGUUUUCCUCUUCUCCCUGAUAUGCCACCAAUGCACAUGACCAACUCUCACUUGUCCAAUUUUAACAUGACAUCUUUGUUUCCAGAGAUAGCCACAGCUCUUCCUGAUGGCUCAGCAAUGUCUCCUUUGCUUACAAUAGCAAAUUCCUCAGCAUCUGACUCUUCCAAACAGACCUCAAACAGACCUGCCCACAACAUAAGCCAUAUUCUAGGUCAUGAUUGCAGUUCAGCAGUUUAAACACUGAUAGAAACUAAAUGUGAUGAGUGAGAUUAUAUAUUUGUGUAUAUGUAAAUAUAUAUAUGUACAUAUAUAUAUAUAUAUUCAUGUGUGCAUGUGUAUAUAGUCCAUUUUCUGUUAUCCACACUAGGGAAGCAACAGCAGAGAUAAUCCAAAAAAGAAAAGUGGCUUAUUGAAAGAAAUUACACUUAAACUUGAAAUGCACUAUGACUUUUCUCCCAGUGGAUUUUCCAAGUAUCACUUAGGGUGCUUUGUAUUUCUUGGGAACAAAUCAAAUGGUAUUAGAGAUAGACCAACCUUGUAUUGGCUGGUAGGUGAGAAGGAGCUUAGUUUCAAAACCUAUUUUUAUAGAUAAAAAUAAUAACAUAAUGUAAAAACAUUAUGGCUAAUGACCAAGUUCUGGUUAAUGUUCAUAAUGGAAAGCAGAACAAUGAACAAAUAUGUGAAUUAUAUUCCCCCCCCCCCCAAUUGGUUUAUUUUUUUAAAAGGUUAUUGCCUUGAUUUACAAAGCUCAAGUAAAUUAAAAAUCAUUUGAAUUUCAUAAGUCUUGCAUUUCAAAAUAGGGAGCCAAAUUCAAUAGACACUUUUUAAUAUGUUUGAUCCUGAAGUCAAAAGCCUUUAAGUAUUAGCCUCAGCAAUAGGAUACACUUAGAACUAGAAGGGACCUUAUAGAUCAUCUAAACCAACCCCCUUAUUUACACAAGAGAAAACUAAGGCCCACCAACUUUCCCAAACCGAUUUUUUUUUUUUUUGGAAAAUCCGUAUUUCAGUUUCUUCAUCCUUUUUGGAAAGUAGGUCUUUUCCAUAAAGACAAAUACCCAGUAAGUACUUGAUCAAUUGGGCUUAUUCUUUAACUGAUUUCCUUUGCAUUUGUUAAUCAUUAGUUCCUGUUAAGGAUAAUAUAUUGAAUUUCACAGGAUUGGUUGAGUUUUUCAUUUCUCAGCAGAGAAAUAUUUUCAGAUUGCCUAAUAAAUAGAGGGCCGGCCUUGAAGGUAGGAGGACCCAGAUUUAGGUCUUGCCUCUGACUUAUACUUUGUGGACCUAGGCAAGUGAUUUAACCCCUCAGUGCUCUAAGCUGCUCUCUUAAGGCCAUAAAUUGUUGAAAGUUACUGAUUUGCAUUAGAAUAAGGAAUUACCUCAUUUCUUAAUACCCUAGAUGAGUAAAAUCAUAUAGUCCAACCAUCCCUAUUGUUUGAUAGCCUGCCCCUAUCUUUACUAAUUUGUCUAAUAUAUGAUUUAUUUCACAAAAAUACACAGAUUUCUCUUCAGGAAAUUUCUAACUAUUCUUCCCUAGCAUGAAUAUUAAGGAGCUUAAUCCUCAUUUGAAAAAAAUCUUUAAAUUUGGGAGAAAAAUAAAUAUAUAUACACAGGUCUAUAUGCAGAAAAUGGCUUGUUGACAGGUCUACUUGCCUACAAAUGUACAGAUAAGACCUACUUCAAGAAUGAGAGAAAGCCUUUUAAAAAGUUUUUUGGAUAAAUGACUAUUUCAGAAACUUCAUUUUAUCCAACUAGUUAACAAGGCAGUGACUGAGAUUGCUCAUAAUUUCCCUGGCCACCUUUUUAGCAGGUAUUUAAUGCCACAACAAAGUGAUGAGUCAGUGAUGGUGAAUGACUUGUAUUCAUUAUUCCAAAUGCUGUGCUAAUGGAGUGAACCCAAGGGACCACACCUUCUACAGCAUAACCCCCACCCCCAUCCCCCAUGGUAGAGUCUCUGAAGUUUUGGUCAGGACAGUUUACCCCUGUUAAUACCUCUUCUAAAGACUCAUCAGUAGGGUCAUUUGUGCCUCUUUAGCUGCUCUGGCCAAUCUCAGUUGCUUUUGCCACUCAGGAAAGCAGCUUCCUGGGCUUGGGAGAGGUUGUAGUUGUUGUGAGGAUCAAAUGAGAUAAUGUUUGUGAAGCUUUUUGUAAACUUACAUAAAUGUAAGCUAUUAUUUUUCAUCCCCUCAAAGUUCUUUUUCUCUCAAAAUUUAGUGUGUGUGAGGGGGGUUCAAAUUAAGGGACGAUGAACAUAGUAAAUAAAUAGCAGGAAGGAGGGCAAGACAUGUUUUUGGACUUUUUUGGGGAUUUUAAUCUAUAAAAUCAAGCUUUUCCCUAUACUUUAUCAGCUCCUGUCUGUCAGAAGGUGCGCAAGUUUGGGAAUAUAGACCAUAUGUGAAUAUGCACUUCUGUAGAACCCUUUAUGACCCGUUGGAAACCUGAAAGCCAUUAGGUCUACCUUGAGCUAAGCAGAAGAAACAUAAGCUUGAAGUAGGAAAGUGUUCAGCUGCCUUUUUCUGAAAAGUCCUUAAAACCCAAAUAUUUCCCAAGUACCUUUUAAUGAGCUUAUUGCUUUAUUCUGCUCAGGUCUAGCCAAAGGUAGUUACUCAUUUGCAUUACACUUACCUUUAGGUGUGCGGACAUUCUGAUUUUUGAAUGGCCCUAAAUGAUCCUCCCUAUUUGGUCCAGGUCCAUCCUUCCCCCUACUAGUCUCAAGAUGUGGCUACUGAUACAGGCAGGGGCGGGGAUAGGGGAAAGAGGUUUCCCUGCUGUAGGCUUAUACUUAUGUACUUACAUAUAACAGUACUAAGGAGAGCAUUUCAGAUGAGGCCUCAAAUACAAAAAUAAAUUGUAAUUGCUAUAUAUUGAUGUACAUGCUCUUAUUUGGAUUUGAAAACGCCAGUGCCUAUGGUGAUAUAUCCUAGCAGUAUUAAAUAUGUGCUAUAUAAAUCUUGGCAAUUGAUUCUAUAAUAAUGAGUGAUCUAAAGUUUUGGGCAGUGGAACAUGAACGGGUUAUUUUUAUGGGAAAAAAAUUAAGCUCACAAUUGGGUUGGAGAUUGAAGCCAAUUCUAGAGAUGAUUUUAUGAUCUGAUUAGUUAUUGUUAACUAACUCCAAAUCAGUAUAGUUGGAGAAUCAGUGAUUACCCUUUAAUUCAUGGAUUCUUUUUGUCUUUGCUUCAGUAUUGGUUUAGAAUUGGUUAUGGAAAAAUUAACAUUGAAACAUUUAAUUUCUCUUACGGAUAACUAUUUUUAAUGAGUAGAAAGAUUCAAAGUUCUGUUUUGUGUAAUUUUUAUAUAAUCAUCAAAGAUGAAAGUAAUCAUGUUUGAUACCAAUCAUUGACUUUGUCACACAGCAGGUUAAUGGAGGUAGAGUAGAGGGAGGAUAGAUGGUUUUUCAUGAUGAUACUUUUUCAGUGAGUUUUCUUUUUAGUUGGGUAAUUUGGAAGUAUGAGACCUGUCCCUGUUUUUCCAGAUAAGUGAAAAGUCAGGGAUGAAUUUGCUUUGUAAAACUUUAACGUACCCAAACUGUGAAAAAAAGAAUUGGAGGCAGGGAUUAGGGAAAGGCAGAACAUUCCUUUGCCAAAAAAACUUCAGUAAAAGUGGCUAUGCUGAACUGGAACCAAAAUUAACCUGUUAAGCAAUCUUACUUGAAUAUACGAAACGUUUAUGCAUUUCAAGGGAAUUACAAUUUUUCGAUAUUUUAACUACUUGCUUAUGCCUUCUUAGCUGUCUCUAUAAAGUGGGUGAGCCUAGAACCCAACUUUAAUAAUGUGAUAAUAUAAUGGAAUUUAAGUGCAGUUUAAAACAUUCGCAGAAAUAGAAGCUCUAAAAAAUGUCUCUGUCUUUUCCCUUUCUGUCCUGACACAUGAGUACACAUGCUUUUUUUUUUUCCCUUUCUGCCAGACAGUGUCAAGUGGAUGGCAGUCUGUCAGCCUAGGCAUUCUUAGCCGAACAAAGCCUUCCUUUGGGCCAUUGGCCUGACAGUCUGUAGAAGGUGGCGUGCUGUAUUCCUAGAUCAGUGAUUCCCAAUGUCUGUUUUUUGUUUGUUUGUUUAAACCCUUACCUUCCAUCUUGGAAUCCAUACUGUGUAUUGGCUCCAAGGCAGAAGAGCAGUAAGGGCUAGGCAAUGGGGGUCAAGUGACUUGCCCAGGGUUGCACAGCUGGGAAGUGUCUGAGGCCAGAUUUGAACCUAGGACUUCCCGUCUCUAGGCCUGGCUUUCAAUCCACUGAGCUACCCAGCUACCCCCUAGUUUUGUUGAUCUAGCUUGUCUGCAGUUAUUUCAAAGAGUUGUCAAGAAAUUCUCAAAACCAAACUAAAAUUUGAUGUAGUUUUUUCCCCCCAAGUGUCAUCUUACACCAUAUUUGUUUUCAAGGUGGAAUUAGGUAGGAAGAGGAAGGAGCAGAAAAAGUGGGGAAGGGAGGCAGCAUGUCACCAGCAACUUUUGAGUGCAGCUCCAAAAGGUUGGGAAUCUCUUUUCGAGUUUAUUGGUUUCAAAUACAUAUAAACCUCAACUUUGCCCCCAGUUGAAAUGCACUUAGGGCUCCGUAUCUCUGGAGGGCAACAGUGACAUCCAAUGGCCAGUGAAGACUAUUGGAGUUAAUCUCUGAUAGAUCUCAUGGCAUCCUUCUGAUGUUGUACUGAAUAUUUGUUUUCCUUUUCCUGUUUCAAAAUUAAAAUGGCCACCUUCAUGUUUGGGGUACCAUCCAUUCUGUCCUUGAAAUUUCUUUUGCGGACCCUGAAGAAAUACUGGAGUUUAUUUGCUUGCAAGGUGAUUCUAAGCUCAGCCUGAGGCAAUCCAGUUAAAUUUAUAAAAAGUGGAGAUCUUCCUAAGGCUGUGUCUCAUUCUGCACAGAAUUCCCUGUACCAGUACUGCACUUUAACUGAAACUGUGCCUCUGGUCCUUAGGCUUGCUGUUGGAGCUUAUCACCCACCCAGUUGGAACAGCCAGAGUGCUACUUGCCAUGCCAGGAUGUUUCUCCCCUGCCAAAAGAAGUCCAGCUCUUGUUUCUCACUGUUGCCUUAUCUUACUGAGCCAUCUUUGAUUCUGAUCUUGUCAGAAGCAGCUAAUGGUAGCAAAACUUUAAACAGAGGUUGCUUGUGACGGCAUUCGAAAUUAUUGGCUCUAUAUUUAAGUGAAUCCCAUCGACAUUGAUCUUUCUCUUUCUGUGACCCAUAUAUUCUGUGUAAAGGUAGGAGUAGUCAUACAUCUUAUCCAACUAAUCACACUUUUUCCUAAAUACAUUUUAUAAUAUGGAAAUGUCAUUUUUGGAUUAUGGUAUAAUGUAUAAUUUAUCAUUGUAGAUAUUAUGAGCCUAAAAGUGGAGAAUUGGGGGGGGGGGGCGUAUCUCCGUGUAUAGUUUUAAACCAUACUCCGAAAAAGGUGGCCUUUAUUUUGUAGAUCUUUUUGUUCUGUACAAGUGGACACUUUGGACUGUGUCCUAGAAACUUGAGAUUUCACUCCUUUGUUUUUGACGAUCCCAUCGUUUCCUCAAGUCUUGUCAUUUUCCACAUGUGGGGUCAUUAAGGCACUGGACUGGGCUAUGUUGAAUUCUUUUUAGGGGAAGUUGAAUUAUUUCUUUUCCAAGUAGGAUGGGACCAUACAGUGUUGUUUAAAAUGCUGCUCCUGCUUUAGUGUGAAGGAGAAUAGCUUGGCUUCCACGUUUUGCCCAUAAGAUAUUUCACUUUGGUUCCAUAGAGUGGAGGACACUGAAGUAGAAAUGACAUUUACCUUCACAGAUUUUUACAUACACUGCCUGAGAAGGCUAAUACAUGGCAGUUACCAAGAGAAAUUAAAUGCAUUUCUUUCAAUAGUGUAAUUAUUUGUAUCUAUACCAAGCCAGCAGGGUCUGCUGUGCACCAUGUCCUAUAACUGUAAAUUACCUGGUUUAUAAUUCUAAUGGAAAUUCUAGUUUCCUUUUUGUAAUGGAGUCCAGAACAGAAAUGUAUCAUAUGAUCAGGAACGUCAUACAGUUGUAAAUAAGAUUGUGUCCUGUUUAUUUUGACAUCUUUUUACAGAUACAUUGCAUUAGGGUGUGAAUAUUCUAAACCAUGCUCUUGUUUAAAGUUUUGAAAUUUUUAUUGUUAAAUGUAACACUUUAAUGGUUGUAAUAAUUAUUUGUAUAGAUAUGAAUAUAGUAUUUUAUUUAAGAAAAUAAACUUUGCAAUUUUGCAAUGUAAA